Messenger RNA from Strongylocentrotus purpuratus (purple sea urchin), 4346 nucleotides. RefSeq names its product solute carrier family 25 member 40. Bases 470 to 1885 code for a protein of 471 amino acids. Gene Ontology annotation, biological process: mitochondrial transmembrane transport. Lineage: Eukaryota; Metazoa; Echinodermata; Echinoidea; Camarodonta; Strongylocentrotidae. The transcript has 10 exons. The record is from RefSeq and is a predicted model, not a curated record.
GUGCCUUUGUUUACAAUGCACAUGUAGCGUGCAUAGUAGAGAGCAUUGCUACAGACAUUUCUGAGAUGGAAUAACUGAGGGAGGAGGCCACUGCCGUUUUGCCUUGUGCAAAACGGCACCACCAACAUACACAUUGUACAGAAGAAUCUUAAUUUACACAUGGUUACACUCGGAACAACAGAUGUUACGUGAGUUUGUGAAUAAUUGACCACAACUGACACAAGUUUUGCUCCCGCUCUGGUAAACUGAAAUAUCGUCUACCGCUACACCGAUUGAUCUUUUCCAUAUAUCACAUUUUCAACUUGCAGGUCAUGGCUUUAAGUUAUAUAAAUCCAUCAUUCUGAUAGACUCUGGAGUCUUGAAGUUGAUUAUUGCCUUAGGACUUUGAGAGAUUUUCGUCAAUUCAUGGUAUCUGGAUACUUGCUGCAGCGUUGGAGAAGAAUUCUUCGUGAGGAAAGGAGGCAUCAAAAUGGACCUGACAAGUUCGUCACGCUUAGCAAACUCGAGAAGUUUUGCAGCGGCUAGCGUGCCCCAUUUACACUGGCAUCCCCUGCCCUCAUCAACACGCCCUAGAAACAGGAGUAUUACGGGGACUGAUGGAGCUGGAGGUACACCGACCGGACCUAAACUAGCCAAAGGUAAAUCAGUCCAUCAUCAUCAUCCUGGGCAGCCUGGGCUAGUGCAUGGAGGUAGCAGAAAGACAAUUACAGAGCCUCAAAAUGUGAGAAGGAAAUCCCCUCAACAUCAGGCCGUCAUACCUGCUGCUGUCGGGGAAAUUGCAAAGGCCAGUGGCGGUGAAUCUGAGAAAAAUAUCCAUCACAGAUAUGUUGAUCAUCAUCACCAUCACCAUGAUAUCACACCGUUGCAAAGGUCAAUUGCUUCUGGAGUUGGGACAGUUUUCAUGUCGGUGACAAUGAACCCUCUUGAUGUGGUAAAGGUCAGACUCCAAGCUCAGUGCAAAUUAUUAACCAAUAAUGGAAAUUCAACAGGAAAUCACUCAAACCAGGUAGGGAGAAUGUCCCCCAAACCCAUCUCAGGAAUCUACAGAGAUCUUGCCACCUCAUCCUCGUUAAGUGAGAAAGGAUACCAGCUCAAGACUGCCAGACUGACUGGAACUUUUGAUGGAUUCAGAUCAAUCAUAAGGAAUGAAGGUUUCACAAGAUUGUGGAGUGGUCUUGUUCCAACAUUAAUGAUGCGAAUUCCAGCCAACGUGAUGUAUUUCACUGUCUACGACGGUCUGAAGAGUCAGCUAGGCUUUGAAUCCAGUCACUCCAGUGACCUGAAGAGCAUCCUCAUCACCAUCUUUGCCAGCGGUACUGGGAGAACCAUGUCGAUUGUGUUGACAAGCCCUCUAGACCUGAUCAGGACCAAGCUUUAUUCUCAGUACCUGACCUACCCCGAGCUAGGGCGCUGUCUGAGAUCUGGAUUCCAAGCAGAAGGUGUCUUCUCUCUCUGGAGGGGUGUUGGAUCAACGAUCCUGAGAGAUGUACCUUAUGCAAUCCUGUAUUGGACCAACUAUGAGCUGCUCAAGACUCAGGUCAUGAAGGUGUAUGAUGUGUCGGAAGCAACUCUGGCAAUGACCUUUUGGGCUGGAACAGCAUCAGGAGUGUUUGCAUCUAUAGUUACAACACCUUUUGAUGUUGUGAAGACCAACAAACAGGUUGCAAUUGGAGAUGUAACAAGUGGUGCAAUGAGUAAGACCAGACAGAAUACAUUCUACAUGAUGCAGCAGAUACGGGCUCAGUCUGGCAUCAAAGGACUAUUUGCUGGUGUGGGACCUAGGGUUGCAAUGUCGGCACCGGCCAGUGCAAUACUGAUCACAUGCUACGAGUUCACCCUCCACAUGUUCCGAGACUACAAUGAGAAAGAAUGUGGCCUUACGUGAGACGACCUUCCUCCUCCGAAGUUCAACUUCCCCUCAGGAUUUGUCAAAGAAAUUUGACACAAAUUCUAUUCUUUUGCUGUCUGCAGCAUAUCAUGUAAAUAAUAAGCUCUAUUUUGUGUGAGUGCAGAUAUUGACUGAGAUUGUCCGCACUCUUAAUUCUAUGUAAAUCAAAUUACAUUUUAAGAUUCAAAAGAUUUAUGUAAUAAAUUCAACAGCAUUUCCCAAAGAGUUCCCGAUUCAUUUACCAUCAGAUUUGUAUAUAUGAAACGUAUCAUUUCCGGAUGAUUCUUUUUCAUGAAAGAUAUUUUUUUGAGAGUAUCUUAUUGAAAAAGUUUUUUCUAUUUUCAAAUGGCUCUUUGCUAAAAUAAACCAAGCAAUGCAUACUUAAUCAGAGGUCUACUGUGUGAUUUUAUAUUUGAUUACGAAGGAACUUGGUGUGUAAUUUGUAUAUCUAUUACGGAAUAAACCAAAGAGGCGGUGAGUCAAUGGUUUUGUUCAUCUCGUCAAUUCCCACCAUUCUUUUGGAACCAUGUGUGUGCCGACAUUGUCUUUUAUACUGUCUUCCAGUGUUGUACUGCUUAGAAUAUAGCAUUGUUUAUGCAGGUUUUUUAAAGCAGUUUUAUGCAGGUUUUUUAAAGCAGUAAGGCCUUCAAUACUGUUUUUUUUUUUUUUAAACAAAUUCUAUGAAACUUUAUUAAUACAUGUAGUUUAUGAUUAGUUCUAUGAUUUACAUGUAUGUUGAAAGGUGAUCACUGACGAUACUACCACUACCACUACUUAAGAUCAUAUUAUAAUAAAAUUAUAUGGCUUUGUUUUCGUGUGAUACAAGAAUAUAUUGCUCUUGCUAUGACAAUAUCGGACUCGUCUCCGACUCGUUCAAUAUUGUCAUAGCUCGAGCAAUAUAUUCUUGUAUCACACUCAAGGCCAUCCAAUAUUAUAUAAAUCUCUUCACAUGUUAGAGGUAUCAUGUGCAUAUUUUGUUAAUAUUGGAUGAUUUCAAAAUGUUGGUAUUUAAAAAAACUAAGGUGAGGAUCUGUUUUUAAAAGUAUGUUUCAUGUGCACUCACUUUGGUUCAGUUCUUUUACAAGAAUGGCUUUGAAAUAGUGUCAAACCUUUAUCUUAGUAGGUUUUAAUUCUGUUUAAAAUAUUGUCAGUAAUUUAAUUGAACCAUGUAUAAGCUGUAAUCAACUUUGGGUUUUAUUAGAUGUCUGUUACAGAAUUUGCAGCAUAAUAGUUCACACUGCUGGCAGUAUGAACUUUACAAAAAAUUAUAAUAUUUUUUCUGUAGAUUUAUUUUUAUUCAUUACAAUAACAAUUCAAAUUUUAUUUACAAUUAAAUUGUUUUAAAUUUUAGAUGAAAUAAUGCAACAAGUAACUGCCUCUUUUUUAAUUGCAAUAAAUCUAAAUGCCUUUAAAUAUUUGACACCACUUUCCAAAGAGUUGAUCUCACUUAACAUUUCAUAUGUAAUUUUGAUGGUUUAUUUUCUCUUUGUUAGGCAGUUCACAUAAUGAUAUAGAGUUGAAGUAUAGAUUGGUAACUAACUUGAACAAUUUGAUAAGGUAGACAUCAACUACAUGUAUAAAUUUUAGGGGGAAAUUAUACAAAGUAAAAAAUAUAUGUAUUUUCCAGAAUGUAAAAGGGCUGUGGAAGAUUAACUUAGGGCAGGUAAUGGUUAACUUUUAAGCAACAGAAUUUUAGUAAAUGAUCAGAGGCAAAACAAAAUGUUUGUUAUCAGUUAAUGAUUGGUCCCGCAUUAUUUUCCAAAUAAAAUGCAAGAUGGAAAAUGCUUUUUGUUUGUGUUUAGAGAAUAUUCAUUCUUUUAUCAGCUUCUUGCCAGACUCUCUUUAGUUGCAAAAGCAUCAUAGUUUUGUACUAUAUAAUAUUUAUCAUCAACUUGCACUAUAAUGUUUUUUCAAAUAGGGCAUGGCUCUCUUUUACCGAGGAAUUUAUUUUCUUAAAACUUCAAAUCAGUUCAUUUUAUUUAUACACUGAGCUUAUGUCAGCUAGUGGCAGAUUAAGUGUUUAAAACACAGUAUUUAAGGUGUUAAAAUAAAAGAAAGGCGGUUAAUUAAUACAUUUUAUGUUGUUUUUACAAAUUUUGCUUGUUUUUAUGAUUUUUUUAUUUAAUUAUUAUCUUAAAGUUAUUAAUUUUAUAAAUCUAACUCUUCUUGUCUUUUCUCCAAAAUGGCUCACAUGAGGAAAGCCUAGAAAUGUUGUCUUUGUGUUUAUUAUAUUCUUGAAUGUUUGGUUCAAUAGCAGUUUUCCUAUCAUAACAGUUAAAGAUUUCAAAUAAAUUGCGGAACACGCCAUUUUGUCCAAACCAUGGAGGAAUUUAUACAUAUCGGGAAUUCACCUAUUUGUGUGCAUUUUUUGUAGAUUGAACCUGAAACAAUUAUGUUCUUGAAUUUAUCAAUUUCACUUUUGGCUUGACAAGUAUUAAAAACAGUUGUAAAUAUUUAG